Molecule: messenger RNA, 564 nt
Organism: Salvia splendens (bonfire salvia)
Lineage: Eukaryota; Viridiplantae; Streptophyta; Magnoliopsida; Lamiales; Lamiaceae
Exons: 4
Coding region: 1-564 (187 amino acids)
Source: RefSeq, a predicted model, not a curated record
AUGUCAAAUUCAGCUUCUGAAGAUCACGAUCACGAUGAUGGUGUGGAAGAGUUAGGGGAGUUACGUGAGCCGCCUUAUCAAAACCCUUCCGCACCUCCUCACGAGUCAUUCGUUGUAUCAACAACGGUUGAUCCAAGUUACGUGAUAUCUUUGAUAAGGAGACUUCUGCCGUCGGAUGUGAAUGGUUUGGUUCGUGAAGAACCAGCAGCUGAAGGCGUUAUUGAGGAUGCCACAAACUUGCCUGAAAAUGGCAGAGGAGCUGAAGCAAUGGAAUCUUAUGAGAACCAUGAUAAAUUAGAGGGACGAGAACCAUCGAAUGGUUAUAAAGAUGAAGGCGGAACUGUUGGAGAACGAACUUGGGAAGAAUGUGGAUGUAUAUUAUGGGAUCUUGCCGCAAGUGAAGAUCAUGCUCAAUUUAUGGUUCAAAAUCUUAUCCUUGAAGUGCUUUUGGCUAGUCUUGCAGUUUCUCCAUCCUCGUGUAUUACUGUUGCUUUCCGUUACAGGAGAUUAGUCUUGGAAUCAUUGGAAACUUUGCUUGCCAUGAAACUGCCAGAAAAUGUAUAG